CUUCCUUCGUCUUUCCUUUUCUAGCUUGCAACAUCAAGGCGAUCCACCAGUACAUCCCCUGUCUAAGCAAACACGGCAUUUACCUCACAUUACAACGGAGCCUCCACUUCAACCGCGCAGACCUCAAGAAAAGCCUGGUGGUGUCUUUUAUCGAAAUCAACAUGGAUUUUGACAAUUACAUACGUCAGAUCCAGACCCUCGCAAAGGGCGAAGAAAAAUUCAGAUGGCUGAACAUUUUCUCUUUCGUAGACAGUAGCAACCGCACAGACAAACUGGUCCUACAGUACCUAAGAGUAGGACCAAUAGCGUUGUCUGUAGAUAUGGUGAUAGCUGUUGCUACCAGAAACGCUACACAGAACUUCACUUCAGUGGGCAAUUGCGUCAGUAAGACCACGGUGCUGUCGAAGAACAGUAAAAAUGGAGACCUACAGCCCCUGAUGCCCUUCAAUAAGGUCCUGAGGAAAAAUGAGACUUUUAACACGACUUUUAAGGAGUUGUGCGAACACGGGAGGAACACCAGCAAACUGGAGAGCGACAGGUCGUUCUGUAUGCUACAACUAUAUAAGAUCCGGAGGAACGAUAAUGCAUCGGUUGUGGUGUUGCCUUUAGGUUACUGGAACCCCAAGACCGGCACCGAGUCCUUGAAGAAAUUCCAACCGGUCGAGUCCAGAAUGAACUUCCACAAGUUCCCGCUCAUAUUCGGGAUGAGUCCGCCCUCGAAAAGCGCCCAAACGACCCCCGGGGAGGACACGGUGUUCCUGGAGGAUAAUGACGAGGAAAACAUGGAUCGAGUGGCCGAGUUUCUUGUGUCAUGUCUAAAUGCUCGUAAAUCGGUCACGAAGUAUCCCACGAUGGGGUCCAGGUUGUCUUCGGGAAACUGGACUGGGUUACUGGGGGGCGUGGUCGCCCAGGAGGUGGAUAUCGGUCUGGAUAGCGUCGUUAGGACCACGGAUCGCUACAACGACAUGGUUUUCACGCAUAAUAUUAUACAGUCUGUCCGGAAUAUCUACUUAAAACCGGAACAGUCGCAUAGCGCCAGAGACAUAUUCUUGGCCCCGUUCGAGCCCGAUUUAUUACUAAGUGUUUUGGGCACAGGCUUAGUAUUUGCAAUGGUAAUGGCCGUAUACAUAAUCAAGAAUACCAUUAACUCGAACCGACCGGGGACGAAUCUUUACGUUUUUGCCAUAUCCGACGCCAUGCUCUGGAUCACCGGCGUCUUCAGCAUGCAAGGUUCAGUAAUCCAGCCGAAAUCCUACACGGGGAAUGUAAUUAUAGUAAUAUCGUUGGUAUUCGCCUUAAUAAUCUAUAAUUCCUAUUCGGCGUUUAUUACCUCGAUGUUGUCGGUUAAAUUAACCCGAAUUAGAACGGUGCAGGAUCUGUUGGAGAGCGACUACGAUAUCGGAUACACCAAGAAUAGUCCGGACGAAGUGUUUCUGAGGUCAAUGAACGAGACCCAACUGAACCAAAUCUACCUACGCGGGUACCUCCAUAACAACAUAAACGACAUCAAAGACGGCCUACUGAAGGCCACAAAAGGAAACUACGGGUUCUUCGCAACCGGAAACAUAGCCCGGAAACUGAUCUGGAAAAUAAGCGGACACAAGUGCCGCUACGAGAUCCAGGAGAUCCCGGUCAAGUCGACCAUAAGCACCAUCGCGUUUCCGCUCUCCCUCAAAUCCCCCUAUCGGAGAUCUUUGAACUUAUGCUUGAUUAAGAUGACCGAGUUGGGCAUCCAUCAGUACAUCGGGUCGCUGAUAGCGCCCUCUUUGCCCCCCUGUGAACUCACCACCACUUAUCAAAGCGCUCGUCUCAAUGACGUCAUCACUUCUUUUGGCAUUUUAACGGUUGGCAUAUUGGCAGCCCUGUUGGCCAUCUUGAUGGAAUACAUGUGGAAGAGGCGUGACGUCAUUUGGAGGAAGUUAUUGCGGAAGUACCGGGGCGGAGGGACCCGGACGGAUCGACCUCAACAAAGGUUUGAGUUUUUACAUUGAGAUAAUGGAGGGAAAAUUGAAUUAAAUGUUAGGUGUAAGUGAUAUUGUGUAACUAGCUGCAUUGGCUAUAAAUAAAUAAAUAGACUGAAAAUGUA
Messenger RNA from Anthonomus grandis grandis, 2086 nucleotides. RefSeq lists its product as uncharacterized. The record is from RefSeq and is a predicted model, not a curated record. Lineage: Eukaryota; Metazoa; Arthropoda; Insecta; Coleoptera; Curculionidae. Gene Ontology annotation, molecular function: ligand-gated monoatomic ion channel activity. Gene Ontology annotation, cellular component: membrane. The transcript is spliced from 9 exons. The coding region runs from base 162 to 1991 and encodes 609 amino acids.